Manis javanica (Malayan pangolin) is the source of this 3988-nucleotide messenger RNA. It is a transcript of the gene HEYL, whose product is annotated as hes related family bHLH transcription factor with YRPW motif like. Gene Ontology annotation, molecular function: DNA binding; protein dimerization activity. The record is from RefSeq and is a predicted model, not a curated record. NCBI's taxonomy places the organism in Eukaryota, Metazoa, Chordata, Mammalia, Pholidota, Manidae. Gene Ontology annotation, biological process: regulation of DNA-templated transcription.
UUCCCGGCUCGCAGCCCGCACCGCCUGGCUGAGACCGAGUAGCCUGCGCUCGCCAUGAAGCGGCCCCGGGAGCCGAGCGGCUACGACAGCGAGUCCGAAGGACCCAUCGACGUGGGCCGCGAGGGCGAGCUGAGCCAGAUGGCCAGGCCACUGUCCACCCCCAGCGCUUUACAGAUGCAAGCCAGGAAGAAACGCAGAGGGAUCAUAGAGAAACGGCGCCGGGACCGCAUCAACAGCAGCCUCUCUGAACUGCGGCGCUUGGUCCCCACUGCCUUUGAGAAGCAGGGCUCCUCCAAGCUGGAGAAAGCUGAGGUCCUGCAGAUGACAGUAGAUCACUUGAAAAUGCUCCAUGCCACUGGCGGGACAGGAUUCUUUGAUGCCCGAGCAUUGGCAGUUGACUUCCGGAGCAUCGGUUUUCGGGAGUGCCUCACUGAGGUCAUCAGGUACCUGGGGGUCCUGGAAGGGCCCAGCAGCCGUGCAGACCCCGUCCGGAUUCGCCUGCUCUCCCACCUCAACAGCUAUGCAGCUGAGAUGGAGCCUUCACCCACGCCCGCGGGUCCCUUGGCCUUCCCUGCCUGGCCCUGGUCCUUCUUUCAUAGCUGCCCAGGGCUGUCAGCCCCGAGCAGCCAGCUCGCCAUCCUAGGAAGAGUGCCUGGCCCCAUCCUCCCCAGCGCCUCCUCUCUUGCUUACCCGAUCCCAGCCCUCCGAGCCGCUCCUGUGCGCAGAGCUGCUGGCACCAUCCUGCCAGCCCGGAGGAAUUUGCUGCCCAGUCGAGGGGCAUCUUCUUCCCGGAGGGCCCGCCCCCUGGAGAGGCCAGCUGCCCCCCUGCCCACGGCCCCCAGUGGCAGGGCUGCCAGGAGCAGCCACAUGGCAGCCCUCCUGCGAUCUUCUUCCCCCCCACCCCCUGGUGUUGUGGGGUCCCCUGCGUGUGUGGCUGUUCCUGCCCCCAGGCUCUCUUCCCUAGGGGCAGCCGGGAGACCAGCAGGAGCCAUGCUCUACCACUCCCGGGUCUCUGAAGUCACUGAAAUUGGGGUUUUCUGAGCUGGCUUUCGCCCCAGGAGUGAGGAAAGUUAUUUUUCCAGGAGCCCCAGAAAUGGCCCUGCUUCCUGGACUGGCUCGUAUGUGAAGGCUCCUCCUCCUUCGGCCCGUCUCCCCUCCUCACUGCUCACCCCAGCUUGUCCACCCAGUGCUCCAGGAGCUGUUGGAUCUCAGAGGCUUGGUCUCAUGUCUUACCUGGACAGAGGAGUCCCGGGAGAGCCCCUGAGAGCUUUGCCCAGACCCUAUCCCUGCUCCAACACACACAGGGCAGCAGACAUGUAUGUUAGGUCUGGAAACAAAGUUUUAGCCUAAAAGGCACAAUGGCCUGAGGCAGACUGUUUACCUAGAGAGAUCAGACCCCAGCCAGGAGCAGUGACUGAAUACUGACUGGCUGCAGCCUUCCCAUACCCUUAGGCACAGAACAUAGUGUCUGCCUCACUUCCUGAGACAGUAACUUAGCAGGGCCCCCCACCCCCCACCCCCACCCCCGCAAAGAGGUCUCUGGGGAACCCUGUCUGCCCCCACCCACCCCAUCGCACUGAACCAUAGGAUAGACCCAUUGUCCACCACGGCCAAGGUCUGGGACCUGGGAACCCAGCAGGGCCUGCUCCUGCCCUCUUCCUAGCUGAGUGACAGAUCUCUGCACACAGCUGGGAGAUUUUGGGGGUAGCAGUAAGGCCCCUCUACAGGGUGUUCUUAACACCAGUCCUCAGACAGCACUCCCAGGCAGGAGCCAGGAUUGAGCAGAGAAUCUGGCUCCCUGCCUGUCGUCCAGUCACCCUCCUCCAGACAUGUGGUCCAUGUUGGGCGCACAGUGUGAGGGCCUUGUUCCCACGUGAUGGUCCCCAGAGAGGAAUCCUCUUGGGAUUCAGCACCAGACAUUGGUGCAGCCUGGUCUGCAUCCGGCCACAGAACCCAGACUGCUGGGACAGCCACAGGCUGUCGGACUGGACAAAAAUAACUGUGAGGAGGGGCGAGAGGAAGGACAGUCAGAGGCGGCUUGGUCCUGCAAGGUCGCAUGGUUGGUCAAGGGCCUGAGAUCCUGUUCACCCAGGAUCCCACGCAGCGGGCUCUGCCCCAGCCCGGGCCGCUUUUCCUCUGAGUGAACAAAUAGCCCGACAACCAUUCCCAGUGGAAUAGCAGAGACUGGAAAAGAUUGGGGCAGUCCCAGGCAUGACAUUCAGCUGGUCCACUGUUGCCAGACCUGUUGUUAGGAUGUAGAAACAUUUCUGUGCUCAUUGGCAAAUAUCUCCUUCCUCUGGGCACCACUCCCUGCCAUCCCCCGCCCCAACACCCACCACCACAUGGUGUUUCCCCCAGGAUCCCAUGCUGAUUAAUGCCUGGCAGACCCAAGGCAUGGGGUCCUCCAGCCAGCAAUUGGUUGGUGCUUAUUCUGCACUGGUUACUAAAUACUUGGAGUGUCACCCCUGGGAAGACUCCCCACCUCCACCCUUUGGUGGAACCACCCUCCCCAGAGGCUGAAUCAAGGAGACUCCAUGGGCUCAAAAGUAAAGUUUGCAAAAACCCUGGGGGAAAAGGGCCCUUUCAGAGAAGUGGGUCAGAGGGCAAAGAUCAUUUCAGUGACCCAGAAAGCUCUUUUGAAAAGGCAAAUUCCUUAAGGAGGCAUAAAGAGCUAAAGUAAUUCUUUCACGCCUCAAUGUGAGUUUGAUUAGAUUGCUGUCCUGAACCCAUCUGAGAGGUGCAGCAGUGAAGCGAGAGGGAGCCCAUUCAAGGAGGGGGUCACUGGCCAGGAGUGCUCCUGAGGGAGGUCGAGAGGGAUUGCGGGGCAGUCAGCAGACGCCCGAGAGCUGGGAGAGGGUGACCUAGAGAGGUGGCAAAAGGCUGAAACCCACUUCACCUUCUCACAAAGGCUCCUCGCCCUGUCCCCUCUCCCUGCCCCGCUUCCCCUCCUUCCCCUUCCCAACCCUGCUCCCUGGCUUUCCCAGAUGGUGGCUCCCUGCUCCCAGGAUACCAGCUCAGUGCUGCAGUCCUGCAGCUUGGUGACUUGCUAGCCUGAGAAUUCAACAUAUACUCAUAGUGAGGCCGUGGGAAACCCAUUUCCAUGUUUCCAGUACCCAACUCCAAACAAGAAUCUGUUGACAGCAUUUCAUGAGGUGGAAAUGGCCCAGAACUUUCAGAUUCUUGGUUGAUGUUGUUAGCCCAGGAGAUUGUGAGGAAAAGGUGACCGGAUGUAUCUGUUUCUAUGGUUGAGGACUUAUAUCUUUUGCUUAUAUAUCCAAGCCUUUCUAGUACCCCCAACUCCCACCCCAUUUGCUGGGGGUCUUACAGACAUCCAAUAAAAUUUUUUUUUAGUUCUGGUAACCUCUGCCAGAUUCUACUUCUUAAAAUUUUAGAGUCCAUCCACUUCUUCCUGAACCCACAGCCAUCACCCUGGGCUGACAUCAGCACCUCUUUCUCCAGUCACUGCCCUCCGAAAGGUCAGCUUGCUUCCCUCUUGCUCUGUCAAUCAGUUCUGAACAGCAACCGGAGAGAACUUGAAACAUGCAAAUAAUAUUGUAUUAACUCUGGUUUAAAACCCUUACUCUAUUAUUCCAAAAAUCCAAGCUUUUUAUUUUCUGGUUCCAACCUAACUUCUAGCCUCUUUUCCCACCUCCAGGAUUUUGCAUAUGCUGUUCCCUUGCCCAGAAUGCUCCUUCCCUACCCUUUGCAUGGCUGAGCUCUUCAUACCCUCAAGCCUUGGCUUCAGUGUCACCUCCUCAGAGAGGCCUUCCCCGACAACUGUCUUGAAAAGCUCAUCUUUCUCCAAGUCCCCUGUUCUUUCCCUUCAUAAGAAAUGUGCCACAGCACAUCCAUUUCUGUGUGUCUCCCCCACCAGCAUGUAAGCUCCAUGAAGCCGGGGAUCAUGUCUGCUUUGCUUUCUGCCCUGGAAUCAGAACCAAGCAUGGUGCCUGGCUCAGAGUCAGUAUUCAAUAAAUAUUUGUUGAAUAAA